Onthophagus taurus is the source of this 2308-nucleotide messenger RNA. NCBI's taxonomy places the organism in Eukaryota, Metazoa, Arthropoda, Insecta, Coleoptera, Scarabaeidae. The record is from RefSeq and is a predicted model, not a curated record.
UCUCUACUAGCAAUUCUCUCAGUAACGCGCCGUCGGCUGUUGGACGUUACGUUUUUAAAUCACGUACAAAUUCCGUUCGCUUUUCCCGGAUAAGCCGAAGAAGAACAAAAGUCCUUUUAUUAAUAUCACCGCGAAACGAAAUGGUUUUUUAAAUAACGCGCCCUUCUUUCCUUGCAACAGCCGAUAAGAUUCGCGGGUGUUGUAACAUGUUGGAGCACGAAAAGUCUUGAAAUACCUGUUGCUUGAAAACUCGACCGUCAGUUUUUUUUGUUGUGUGCUAAAAAUAAUGAAAUAUGUCCGUUGUUAAGUUUCCGUUUGGUUACGUUUGGUGUGCGGCGGUGAUUCUUUUGAUUUUACUUGCCAAGCAAACCAGCUCAGCGGAAUUAGUAAUUCGGAUUCCCGGUAAUUUUGGUCAAGACGGAGUAGUUUACCGACUGGAUUAUUACCCUCCUCAUGGACAUCCUGCUCCGAAUACAACGAUUCAAUCAAAGGACAUCAACGUUAUUAGUUUUUCGCAAGCUUUACCCGGAACUAACUAUUACUUUUGGCUUUACUCAUCAAAUUCGACGCAUAAUACAUUAACAUGGACGGCAAAUUUUACAACAGUUCCCGAUCCACCAUCAAACCUCUCCGUUUUAGUAAAAAACGGUAAAUCAGCUACGAUAUCAUGGAAUCCACCCGUUUACGGAAGUUACUCAAACUUCAAAUUGAAACUGAUCGCACUUUCGAAAACGGAACAUCAAACUGACCAGACCUCGUUGCUAUUUAAGGACAUCGAAUCGUCACCAUAUGUGGUUGAAGAUCUCACUCCGGGGGCCACAUACCAAAUCUAUGCCUUUACGGUUUUCGAAAACAAAGAGAGUGCUGCUUAUACAACUAGAAAUUUUACAACCAAACCAAAUACGCCAGGAAAAUUUAUUGUUUGGUUCAGAAACGAGACCACAUUAUUAGUUUUAUGGCAACCACCAUAUCCUCCGGCAAUUUAUACCCAUUACAGAGCUUCAAUUAAUCCACCGGAUGCUUUAGAGAAUGUGAUUCUAGUUGAAAAAGAGGGUGAACCCCCUGGACCAGCUCAAGCUGCUUUCAAAGGUUUAGUUCCUGGUCGAGCCUACAACAUUUCCGUGCAAACAAUGUCUGAAGAUGAAGUUUCUUUACCAACAACCGCGCAGUAUUUAACCGUACCUCUAAGAGUCUCAAAUAUGACAGUUUUAAAUAACUCGAUUACGUCUUAUUCAUUCGUCGUAAAAUGGGAUCCUCCAAAAGGAAAAUGUGAAUUUGAUAAGUACCAAGUUCAAAUAAGUAAUUCUACAAAAAAAUUUGUUCCUGUUAUGAUUCAAAAGAACGAACCAUUAAUUUACAAAACGAAGGAAGUUUUGUAUCCGGGAAUGACGUAUACUUUUUUGGUUAAAUCUGUAUCCGGAAAAGUUUCUUCGUGGCCGUUAAACACGGAUGUAACGUUAAAGCCACUUCCUGUUACGAAUCUUCGGUCAUCAAUUACGGACUAUGGUCAAUUUAUGAGAUGGGAUCCCAAUCCGGAGAGUUUUCAAGAAGAAUACAUUGUUUCUUAUCAUGAAGUUGAAAGUUCUUUAGCUGAUAGUAGUACUGUUCGAAUAAAUUCAACAAGGAUUAGUUUGGAUACUUUGUUAUUACCUGGAAGAAAUUAUUCAGUUGCUGUGCAAGCAGCGUCAAAAAAAGUUGAAUCAAAUGAAAGUCAUUUAUUUAUUUUAACAAAACCAAGUGCGCCAGUCAUCGAAGUACUUAAACCAGUUGGAGAUGGUUUAAAUAUAAGUUGGAAAUCGGAUGUUGUUUCAUUACAGGAUAAAUACGAAGUACAUUGGAUUAGAAAUGAUACGAAUGAGAAACAUAAUAAAACUACAGUAGACUCACACUUAUUUAUAACAGGACUGUAUCCGGGGGCUGGGUAUAUUGUUAAAGUUUUUGCUGUCUCACAUAAUUUACAAAGUGAACCACAUGAAUAUUUUCAACCAGUUUUUCCGCGUUCACCAAAAAGUAUGGUUAUUGAAAAAACAACGACAAACUCGGUAAUCGUUCAGUGGCAAAAACCUUCGCAUAGUUUGGUGUCGGAGUUUUCAAUAAGAUAUAGAACAAAUUCUGAUGGCACUUGGGUUAAAUUACCGGCUGUAGAAAAUACGGAAGCUGAAGUUACAGAUAUGACUGCAGGAGAAUUAUACACAAUUCAAGUUAAUACUGUUAGCUAUGGUUUGGAAAGUAAUGAUUCUCAACAACUUAAUCACACAGUUCGUAAGUAAUUAUUUUUCGUUGUGCCAGAAUUUCAAGUUCUACCAGA